AUGUUUUCGUUGCAUCCAAUCAAGCAAUUUUUUGAUCGAUAUUUAGUACAAGCAAUCGAUGGACGUUAUGAAAUACCAUUACAUGCUAUUUAUGUUGGAAUUAUGAAAGAUCGUCUAAGAGCAUUAGAACGUAAAGUUCACUGUCUACAACACCAACGUGGCGAUUAUAAAGCAUGUCCAACAAAUGAUAAAAUGGCUGAAUUAGAAACAAGACAUACAGAAGUAAUCUCACGUGGCUUAUCAUCUGAACGCGGUACAAUGAGUCUUUCUGGUCUGGUUGUACCUGAUAAACCCGAUUAUAGUAAUAGAAAGUAUAAAAAAGAACACCUCUGA
This is a messenger RNA of Didymodactylos carnosus, 333 nucleotides long. The record is from the annotation of a GenBank genome assembly. Lineage: Eukaryota; Metazoa; Rotifera; Eurotatoria; Philodinida; Philodinidae.